AUGCAGUCUGGUAUCAGUGCUUCGCGGGAGUCUGCUGCGAUUAGUGCUGCACUGAACUCGUGCUUGAUGCUCCAGCUUCUGAUGGGUAUCUACACUGUGGUGUACGCUGGAACGAUGUACCUAUGCUUAUCCAAAAGCGCCCGUAGUAAAAGCCGCCGUCUGGUCAUCUUCGUCAUCUCAGGUCUAUACCUAUCGUGUCUGGGCAUAUCCGUACUCCAAUGGUCCUCUCUGCAUCAUUCAAUUGUGACUCAAGGCGAAACGCGGGAAAGCGCCUAUUUGUCUGUGAUAGGAAGCGGGCCAAUGUGGUCUUAUGUGUUGCUCAAUAUGCUGUUUUAUGGUCUGUUUGUUAUGGCUGAUGGGCUGCUGGUUUGGAGGUGUUAUCAAGUUUACAAGCCAUCAACAAUGGUAUUGCUGGUCUUGUUGGCAUUUUUCUUCGUCGAACUUGGCCUCUUCAUCGCCGGGGUACUCAUAACAGGAAUAACCGGACCAAACCGAACCAUCGCCAACAUCACCCUCACCAACAAACUCCGCGGCGCACUCUACUUCGCAUCCUUCGCGACAACAGUGACCACCACGUCUCUAAUCGCACACAGGCUGCACCGCGCCUACCACGCCCAUGCGCGGCUAAGCGUCAAGUUGGAAUCGAUGGCCCCGAGGCGCGGUGGCUGGCUGAGGCAUAUCGCGGCGGUACUGGUCGAGUCUGCGGCGGUGUACUCGCUUGUGAUUUUGGUGUAUGCGAUUGGCAAUGCGGCGUCGGCGCGCGCGGGUGAGGGUGCGUCUAUGCGGAAUGUGGCGAUGUAUUUGGAGGUGGUUGUUGCUGUUACUGGGGGGAUGGCGCCGACUGUUUUGGUUGCGAGAAUUGCGAUUACGGAUCCUGACUAUGACACCGGUGCAUCGAUUCGUAUAUCAACGCUUCGGUUCCAUGGUCAGCACGCAUCAGAUAGUAAUUCCACGAGGGCAGAUGAAGAGAAUGGUCCCUCGCAAAUGGACGAUAGAUAG
This is a messenger RNA of Psilocybe cubensis, 999 nucleotides long. RefSeq lists its product as uncharacterized. The coding region runs from base 1 to 999 and encodes 332 amino acids. The record is from RefSeq and is a predicted model, not a curated record. Lineage: Eukaryota; Fungi; Basidiomycota; Agaricomycetes; Agaricales; Agrocybaceae. The transcript is spliced from 6 exons.